Molecule: messenger RNA, 3482 nt
Organism: Amoebophrya sp. A120
Lineage: Eukaryota; Dinophyceae; Syndiniales; Amoebophryaceae
Source: the annotation of a GenBank genome assembly
CGAGCGUCAACAUCAAAAUUAGCAAGCAUGAAAAACAAAAGACCGGCUGCAGAGGUUGCGACGGACUACUAGAGUCGUUUUGCCUCUGUCUCACGGGGUCUCAACUGGGGGAAAAGGAGUACUCAUUUACGAUCAACGAGAGUCGUUUCUGUCGUCUUUCUUGGCCUCCCAAUCUCGCAUUUUUUGAAGGCUCAUAUCGCUUCACUAUUUGAUUUUCCGCCCGCCCGGACAAGUAAGUUGAUUGACCUGUGAAACAUCGUGGUCGGCAAGGAAUGAUAGAACUAAAACUAGUGUCUGCUGUUUCUUUAUUCACGCGACACUACUGCAACCGGUAAAAGCGGUCUCCGUGUUGUCACCAACUCCAACGCGAUUGUGAUUUACCGUUUUCUGAUUUUUCGAUACUGAAGUUUUUCAAAAAAGUACUCUGACACGACCAAAAUGGACCAUGACGAAGAAGACAUUUAUGGCGACCUCGGGGUGAUUCCCCCACCCGGGAAGCCGGACACGGAUUCCCCGCCACGGGAUCCGCGUCGCUUCGCACGGCCACCGAAGAACAAGGCAAAGCCGCCUGCUGCAGCGGCAGGUGCCGCGGCGAGUACUGUCGCUGCAGCAGCGAAAGCAUCGCCGCCUGCGGUGGGAUCAUCCGCCGACCAGCAGGCAGCCGCAACCGCUCUGGCCGCAGCACGCGCCACGCGCACUUUCUCUGCAACAACGGAUGCAACAGAGGCGGAAGCAGAUGUUGCCGCGGCACCGGCAAAUGCAUCAAAUGCCACAACAAACGGAACCGAUGGAAGAAACACCACAGGCGCCAAUGCAGCCGCCACGUCUUCUUCUGCGGCCGGCACAGCCACUGCUGCACCUCUUGUCUCUUCACCUUCUGUCAAAGCAAGGCGCGCGAGUCUGUCGGGUCGGGGCUUGUUGCAACUCGAGCCUAUCACUCUGGAUAUGACAGUGGCCAACGAUGUAUUGCCGCGGAUCCGAAGGCACGAGGCGAGAAAGCGCAGAAAAAGAGCCCAGAAGGACGCGGGCAAGUCCCCCUCGCCGAAGCAGCGAAGGGUGGACGACGCGCUGAAAGCGGAACCGGAAGAUCUUGCGCUGGCAAGUGCAACCGGGACGAGUGGGGUUAAUACCGACGCAGGGGCCGCGCCAGAAGCGAGUGGAGAUGGAAAGAAAGAAACCGACAGUGGAGCCGCGGGUGCUGGUGGAGAAAAAAAAGCGACCAAAGAAACUGAGUCUUCCGGGGAGAAAACCGAACAGGAGGAGCACGACGAAGAGGAGCCCUCCGAGGAAUUGCCUGUGCCGGAACACUUCGACAAUUUACGAGAGAGAACCCAAAACUAUCUACCCCCGAUUCCAAUCGGCUUGCCCAGUGAUCUCAAUAAGCCAAUCAAGCUGUCAGAUUUCGCGAACCGCGUCACGCUGCCAACAAGGAAGGGGAUGUCUAAAAAGGGAGGCCACGGUAUGACUACGAUAGCCAAGGCUCGUUUUCGAUUUUAAUAAAAGUCCGUCGUAAAGCAUUUUUAAUUUGCGGAAAAAAAUUCGCGUAUUUUUGUCGGUUUUCUAUUCGAGUUUCAUCCGGACAUCGUCAUCGAAAAAAAGAAAAAAUAUCGGAUUUCAAUUGAAUUCAACAGCUAACCCCGCCUUCCGCGAGCGCGUGCACGAUGUGCGAAUGGCCGCCCCUCCCGGACUUCCUGAGGGAGGAGGCACUGCGCGACACUGCAUCUUGAUUGCAAACCUCCUCUCGACCACAAGCUCCACCGCGGUGCGAAAGAAGGCACAAGAUUUUGGCAGUCUGCGCAACAUCCGCUUUUUGGAGCAGCCAAGAACCGGGAUCAGUUUCGGAGUGGUAAAACCUUUUUUAGCCUUCCUGAUUUCAGUAAAAGCCGUCCUUAUUUCUUGCCUAGUAUAAUCAUAAUGCCGCUGCUUGCGUCUGCUGGGGUUCUUCUCAAAAUCACAUUUGCAGUAUGACUGUGAUCAUCGAAGAAUCAAUGAAUGCGUGUCAGGUUGUGGUUGAGUACACGACUGAGGAGGAAGCUCAGAAAGCGUCCGAAGCCCCCAGCAUCCACUGGCAAACGAACAAAGAGAAGCCGGUGGUUCGCAAAAUAUCAGAUGACGAGUUCGCCCUGAUGGUCGGCGGCGAAGUGCCCUGGCUGGAAGGCGGGCCCUGCGAAACCGAACUCCGGAAAGCGCUAGAAAUCAAGCUCUUUGGCCAAGCAGUUACAGUGCAAAUCCAACUGGAUCACGACCGUGACGUCGAACUGGCGCGUCGAGGCCGCUUAGAAAAAACCGCCGGCGCCAUGCGACAGCUGAACUCCCAACAGGGAGGGGGGAAGGGAGGUACAAUGAAAAUUUUCAUUUUGAAUUGACCUUUAUAGAUACUCGUGCUCGGAGCAUUUUCUUCUAUUCUUCUGUUUGGGAAGUAGAUUGGGUUGUUCAUGGGACCAGUGCCAGGCCCCAAGUAGGGUCUUUUGGCUUCGGGAAAAUGGAGUUCACAUCUGUGGCAAAACGAAUUGAAGAUCUUCUUGCGUUUGCUAAAACAGGCCCCAACGACUUCGGCGGCAAAGGUGGCGGACAGCGCGGCGAUAGUUCCAUCGUUCCCUCAAACCUGAAGUCCCUUGUGAACAAUCGGAAAAGCCCAGUGAAACCCAAUGAUCCCUCUCCCCGAGGUGUAGCAAACAACAUCCCCUCCAAUAAUCCAGUUCCCUACGGCAAUUUUUCCGGCUCCACUACCGCAGCGACUAGCUCCCACGCGCCCCCACCUGUGAUCGGCGCAUCAUCCACCACUGGGACGAACCGUGGCUGGACCCCGCUGCCCCCGCGCUCGACGGCGCCCCCGGUCGCGACGCUGCCGGGCCAGGGCCCACCCCCACCCGCCGUGAACUUGCACGCAUUACCGAACGCACAGCGCUUCGGCGGCGGCAAGGGCGGCCGCGGUGGCGGAGGACAGUACGGAAAUCCGGGCGGACCAGGAGGAAACGCGCCCCAACACUGGAACGGUCCCACCGGGGGACGAGGUGGUGGCCAGAAUCAGUGGAAUGGCAACCGCCGGCCGCAGCCGCUUGCGGACCAGCUCAGCUCAUUGAAGGAUUUAGUGAAUAAGCGACAAAAGUAGCAGUCCGCCCUCAAUUCAAUUUUAUGUUACAGUCACCUCUCGCGGGAGGUAGAGGAGGAGUGUGCCUUGGCUCUACUACCGUCCAGCAGCGUACGUUCCGUACACGCGGUCAUGAUCUUGAGAACAUAGGGAUCUUUACGCGAGUACCUUUUCAUCUCUUUGUGCUGAUGAAGCAUUUCUUGUGCCCGUAGCAGCUAACUUGAGUGGCUUGUUGUUUUUUACUCAGAUGAAGCAGAACUGAAGCUGAACAAGGGUAUCAAAUUGAAUAUGCAGUCAGUGAGAGGAUCAAAUAAUGCAUAAUGGGCGUGAAUGGCUGUAGAUGUAGUCGUGCUGCAGGCACAAGAAUGUCCCACACAUCAAAGAGAAACAU